AUUUGUCAAUGUCAUUUCAACCAAGCAAAAUUGCGUCCUACUAAUUUAUCGCGUCUUUCCUUCCAAAGCUUUUUUUAUCAUAGUAUUCUUAUUAUCUUAUUUUCUUUUUAUGCUAGACAAAAAAUGUUUACCACUAUGAUCUGUUGUUGAGCUGUUAAGUAGUGGAAUUUGUGUGUGUGGAAGGUGUAGCGCGUAUCAUGUCUUCCCAGUUGUCAGACGAGAUAGCUGACAUUGCCAUGACAGGGACCGAGGCUGAUUCUUCGCAAACACACGCUCACGAAGCAUCAUCAAGUGUCACGGCAGAUGAUGCAUCAUCAAGCAAUGCGGCGACGCCCGCCAGCAGUGAGGGCCAGGCGUCCAGGCAGUCAAACCUUCAGCGUAUACAACAGAGGAAGAACCAGGUCUACAACUGGCCACACAACAAGAAACUGCUCAAAUUGGCCAUCUACUCUGCUUGCCAAACCCCAGACUGUGCGUGCAAUGGCUGGAAGACCCCAGUUGCGCAGCAGACAGGCAAGGGAAGCAGGGCUGACAAUCAACCCUUAGCCAGCUUUACAGACCCAUGUCGUAACUGCAAUCAUAUAUUAGAAAAACAUGUAACCCAUCUACAAGGCCUUUCGGUAACGGAGGUAAAUAAACUACUGGGUGCAGUGGUUGACGUGGAGAAUAUAUUCAUGUCUAUGCACAGGGAGGAUGAUCUCGACACCAAACGGGUGUAUUAUUAUCUGUUCAAACUCCUCCGAAAAUGCAUCCUAACUCAAACACAGCCCAAAAUCGAGGGUCCUCUCGGCCAACCUCCUUUCGAAAGGCCCUCCAUAGCCAAAGCUAUCACAAACUUCGUUCUGUACAAGUUCAAUACAUUACCGCAGAGGGAAUGGCAGACCAUGUAUGACUUAGCUAAGAUGUUCCUACAUUGCUUCAACCAUUGGAAUUUUGAAACACCCAGUGUUAGGAAACUGCAAGUAUCAAACCCGGAAGAUAUUUCGACAUAUCAAAUAAAUUAUACCAGAUGGCUAGUAUUCUGUCACGUCCCAGCAUUCUGCGAUUCUCUACCGCACUACGAAACGUCCGUCGUAUUCGGUCGCACGUUGUUGCGUGCAGUAUUCAAGUCUGUUUGUCGACAGUUGAUGGACAAAUGCCGGUCCGAGAGGGACAGAAUGCCACCAGAAAAAAGGGUACUAGUGCUAAACCACUUCCCGCGUUUCCUGAGUUUACUGGAAGAGGAAAUCUUCAGUGUGAACUCGCCCAUCUGGGACCCUGACUACAAGCAACAACCUCCCAACCAUUUACAAUCUAUCAUAGAUAACAAAACCCCCAAUAGACGAGGCGAGUUCGAACGCGUCACUGCAACGGGCGAGAGCAAAGAUGGUUUCACUACAGUUUCACUUUCUUCGUGUUCAAUAAAACGUGAAGAUCUGAAGCGAUCGUCCGAAGUACGCAGCGGAGAUCAGGGCUGCAAGAGACGGAGAUUGGAUGACUCCAUAUAUGACGGCACGGAUGACGUCAGCGAGCGCACCGUCGCUGACAUAGUGGCCACCAUCACCGACCCCAACUAUAUGUGCGGGCCUGAUGCUCUAUUCCAAAUGCAAGCGCCGCGCGAUGAGGCGGCCAAAUUGGAGGAGCAACGGAAGCUAAUAGAGUUCCACGUCAUCGGCAACUCCUUAACUGGGCCGGUUAAUAAACAAACCAUGCUAUGGUUAAUCGGUCUCCAUAACGUAUUUUCUCACCAGUUACCUGAAAUGACUAAAGAGUAUAUUUCUCAACUAGUUUUCGAUCCCAAACACAAAACUUUGGCUUUGAUAAAAGAAGGGAGGCCAAUUGGUGGAAUCUGCUUUAGAACUUUUCAUUCGCAGGGUUUCAGUGAGGUAGUGUUUUGCGCGGUGACCUCUAACGAGCAAGUGAAGGGCUACGGCACGCAUCUUAUGAACCACCUCAAGGACUACCACAUCCGGAACAACAUCCUGCAUUUCCUCACCUUCGCCGAUGAGUUCGCUAUUGGCUACUUCAAAAAGCAGGGUUUCAGUAAAGACAUAAAGCUGCCGCGCACGAUGUACUCCGGCUACAUCAAGGACUAUGAAGGCGCUACGUUGAUGCACUGCGAGCUUAACCCGCGAAUUGUUUAUACCCACUUCACUGCCGUCAUACGCAGGCAGAAAGAGAUAGUGAAAAAAUUAAUAGAUAUGCGACAAAAAGAAGUGCGAAAGGUGCACCCUGGCCUAACUUGCUUCAAAGAGGGCGUCCGCAGCAUCCCAAUUGACUGCAUCCCAGGGGUCAGAGACGCGGGCUGGCGCGAGGCGCGCGCUACCAGGGCGGCUCCCGAUCCAGAGCCAGACCCCUCCGCUCUGCGCACCAUAUUACACGCGGUAAAAAACCACGCGGCGGCCUGGCCUUUUCUGAAGCCCGUAGAUAAGGCUGAAGUUCCUGAUUACUACGAUCAUAUCAAAUAUCCUAUGGAUCUGCGCACGAUGGGCGAGCGCAUCAAGGCGCGCUACUACGCGUCGCGACGCCUGUUCGUGGCGGAUAUGGCGCGAAUCUUCUCCAACUGUCGCCUCUACAACUCGCCUGAUACGGAUUAUUAUAGAUGCGCGAACACGCUAGAGAAGUACUUCCAAGCGAAGAUGAAAGAGUUAGGGCUCUGGGACAAAUGAUCCCAGUUCAACUUCGACGACUUCUUCCUGCGGGAGAUGCGGACCGCGCAGACUAACUGAACGUUCCGAGAGUCGUCCUGUAUAUAGAUAAAUGCUAACUUUGAGGCCACGACUUUGUUGUAAAAAUGAAAUACGGCGCCACUGGCACCAAACGAGUUUCUUCUUUUAUUUUGUAUACGAUAAGAGGUAAUAGGCUGGCAUGGUAUAGGCAUAUAAUGCAAAGGGAAGGAAGUUAUAUCACUAGAAGAGUGUUAUUUUAUUUGUAUCGCGGAGCUGUUAUGAUAGGAUAGGCUAGUUUUGCGAUUUUCUCGAUACUUUUUUCGAUGAAUGACUUUAAGCCAAGAUCUAUAGAGCGAUUAUUGACUUUACUCUAAUUGAAGACACUGUUAAAACGAGACAGCGCUAUAUCGCUACAUAAAUCCGUCUCGUUUUAACUGAAACUGUUAUGUUUGAAUAAUAAACAGAUGCGCAAGUCGCAUUAGUUGUAUUCACUGUAAGUCUUAAGUAAGGUUGUUUAGUCUUAAGAUUAGGAAAGUUAGCUAAAUAAUUUAUAAAACAUGCCAGGAGCAACCGCGUGGUUAGCAUAGCUAUAGUACGCGAAAAGCAAGUAGUCCAAUCUGAAGUUGCUACUGAACUUUUCAAUUUGCGCAUGUCAUAGACUAAGGAUUCAAUACUGUUUUUGCACAAUGCGUAGUUAUACGCCUCGUGUUCAGAGUGGACUAAUUGUUUUGCGCGUUUUGUUUUGUUUUAGACUUUUUUUGACGACCUCCCUGGCG
Maniola jurtina (meadow brown) is the source of this 3424-nucleotide messenger RNA. RefSeq names its product histone acetyltransferase KAT2A (gene Gcn5). Gene Ontology annotation, cellular component: histone acetyltransferase complex; nucleus. NCBI's taxonomy places the organism in Eukaryota, Metazoa, Arthropoda, Insecta, Lepidoptera, Nymphalidae. Gene Ontology annotation, biological process: positive regulation of transcription by RNA polymerase II; chromatin remodeling. The record is from RefSeq and is a predicted model, not a curated record. The coding region runs from base 198 to 2648 and encodes 816 amino acids. The transcript is spliced from 21 exons. Gene Ontology annotation, molecular function: histone H3 acetyltransferase activity; protein binding.